GGGAGCAAUUUUAAUCAAAGGCGCGCAAUCGACUGGGCGCUAUUUGACGCGUGGUUUCGUCGUUUUGCCUUUUUCUGUCGGUUUCGGGCGUUUCUCAUUGCUGCAUUAGACCUUGUAUUUGCUUGAAUAGAUUGUGAUUACUAAAAAUUUUCUUGCUUUAUAAAUUUUUUGUUCUGACGUUCGGAAAAUCUCCUACAGAAGGAUGACAACGUUAAAAGUCGGUGAUUUUGUUUGGGCGAAAAUGACAGGAUAUCCAUAUUGGCCUGGAAAGAUUGUGGAAGAGGACAAGGAUGUUAAAAAACCGAAAGGAAAGUCAGAGAUGCAUUACGUUAGAUUCUACGGAACUGGAGACCAUGCAUGGACAAAAGUUGAAUUGAUAAAGCCAUAUGAAGAAAACAAAGAAACAUUCUCUGUUGCAAACAAACGUCCAAAUUUUAUCGACGCUGUAAAAGAAAUUGAACAUGCUUCUGAAAGAAGGGGAAAAGGCAUCCCAGACACAAGCUCAGAAGAAGAAGAAUCUGAAGAUGAAAAUGGAAGUGAUGAUGAACCAUUGUCAAAACACGCUAAAAUUACUUCGAAAAAAGCAGAAAAGACAACGAAAUCAACACCGAAGCGAAGGAAGCAACCUAAGAAACAGAAUUAUCCAAGCCGAGAACAGUUGACACUGCACCAUCACGAUCUCUCUCAUUACCUACUCACACGAAGUUUAGAAAACAAUACACCUCAAAAUGCUGCCCAUAAACCCUCAUCUUAUAAUAGAUUCAGUUCUGAUACUCCCGACAUAAAAUUGCCGUCUUCCAGAAGGUCACCCGAUACAACUGCAGAUGCAGAUAGUACGACACAUUAUAUACCACGAGAAGUCAUGGCAACUGAUAAAAAAAUCGGUUUUAUUGGACUUGGAAUUAUGGGAAGUAGUAUGGCCAGGAAUCUUGUCGAGACUGGACACGAUGUUACUGUGUGGAAUAGAACACAAGAUAAGUGUACGUCUGUUAUAAAAGCCGGAGCUAAGCAAGGAUCUUCUCCUGCAGACGUUGUACAACAAUGCGAUAUUAUAUUUUCUUGCGUCGCUGAUCCAAAUGCGGUUAGAGAUAUCGUCAUCGGCAACUACGGAGUUCUUCAGGGAAUGUCGUCAGGAAAAGGAUUUGUCGAUAUGUCAACAAUUGACGUUGAUACUGUCAAGGAAAUUGCCGAGGCAAUAUGCAUGAGAGGAGGCCGAUAUUUGGAGGCUCCUGUCAACGGAAGUAAAAAGGAAGCGGAACAUGGUCAAUUGGUGAUACUUGCAGCUGGCGAUAGAUCUUUAUACAUGGAUUGUUAUUCAAGUUUCGAAGCAAUGGGGAAAAAGACGUUCUUUUUAGGCGAACUCGGAAACGGUGCAAAAAAUAAAAUUAUAAUGAGCAUGAUGAUGGGAUCUUUCAUGGCAUCCAUAUCAGAAUCUUUAUCUCUUGCUGAGAAGGCAGGACUAGAUCAAUAUACGUUACUCGAAAUAUUGAAUAUGGGUGCUUUAUCCUGUCCUCUCGUCAAAUCAAAGGGAGCGGCCGUUCUUGAGGGUCAUUUUCCUGCGAACUUUCCACUGAGACACAUGCAAAAAGACUUAAGACUUGGAUUACAAAUCGGAGAAGAAUUGGAACAACCAUUGCAUAUAGCUGGUGCUUCUAACGAGCUGUACAAAAGAUCCAAAGCAAUGGGAUAUGGAGAUAGAGAUAUGGCUUGCGUUUACCGAGCUGUUAACGCUUGAAGAUAGCCAGUGGAAUUACUAUUAAAACUGAACAUGAAAUACCAACUUUAUGUGUUGAAAACAAACAGUCCACGAAAAAUUUGAAAUAGUCAAGGGUCAAAGUUGAAUUCCCCAAUCUGUAUAAAUCCUCAAGUUUGGUUUGUAUCAUAUCAAAUCAAACAUGGUUCAAUCAUUGACCAUGUAUGAUAUUGUGGUAUAUCCACUUUUUAUUCUUCUUAAAUGGUGUCGUUAUGUCCAAUUUUCAGUUUAAAAUUUUUUCAAAGUUAAAGAGAAAAUAUUGGCUGAUGUGAUUUUAUAGUCUGUAAAACAUGUUUCAAUGUCCAGGCGGUUGACUAUAAUUCUAUUUUCCUAUGGUCUUUGUAGUUUAAUUGUUCUGGUAACCAAGGAUAGCCAGUUUGAAUAAUUUGCUAGUCCGAAUACAUUCUGAAUUUUUGAAUAUGUAAAGUCGGUGUAUAUCCAUUUAGUGCACAAUAGUUGUUUCUUUCUAUUGAUCGUCCAUUUUUUCACAUGGUCAGAAGUUGAAUGAUGUAUCAUAUUUUAUCUCGUUAACGAUAAUUCAUUUUUUUCUUUAAAAAAUAUCAUGGUUGCCAAAUUUAGGCUGUUGAAUUAUGGGUAAUAUUCCAGUUCGUAUUUCCGAUCAUGUAAUAACUUCGUUUUUCAAUGUAUUUUGUUAUUUUUUUUUAGCUUUUCUGUGCUCUUUGAAAAUAAAAUCACUGAAAAUUCAA
Styela clava is the source of this 2460-nucleotide messenger RNA. RefSeq lists its product as uncharacterized. The record is from RefSeq and is a predicted model, not a curated record. Gene Ontology annotation, molecular function: oxidoreductase activity; NADP binding; nucleosome binding. Gene Ontology annotation, biological process: transcription elongation-coupled chromatin remodeling. Gene Ontology annotation, cellular component: chromatin. NCBI's taxonomy places the organism in Eukaryota, Metazoa, Chordata, Ascidiacea, Stolidobranchia, Styelidae.